Linum trigynum is the source of this 1568-nucleotide messenger RNA. The record is from the annotation of a GenBank genome assembly. NCBI's taxonomy places the organism in Eukaryota, Viridiplantae, Streptophyta, Magnoliopsida, Malpighiales, Linaceae.
CCACCCGAGCGAACAACUAACUACAAACUGUAUUUUGAAAACUUACUUGUUCACCGUGUCAAGGAAUUGAAAAUAAAUAUGGCACAUGAUUAAUAAAAAAAAUUAUUGCACUCCCUCCACUCCACUUGCUAGGAAAAUAGAAUACAUGGUUGAAAGGGAAAAAGUUUUUGGGAAAAAAUAAACUUAACUUUCAUAAUCUUGCUAAUGCACUUAACAUUAGUGAAUAGUGAUUGAUAUUGAGAAGAAAAAGAGGAGAAGCAAAAUCCAAAAUAUUAAAAAGUGUCAUUAUUAAAAAAGAAGUGACAUAUAUUUUCCCUUACUUGAAAAUUCAAGCCCACCAAUUCCCUCCUCCUCACCCUUUUGCUUACUUUGUUCUACAAAACCCCAAUUCCGUCCAUCAUAUCACUCUUUACAGGAUUCCAUGCCAAAAACAUUCAUAUAACUAGCUAGAAAUCCAAGUUGCAACUGGAGGUUCAAACUAUUUCCCAAAGCAAAAUCACAAUAUUACCAUUUUACACAAGAACCAUACUCCCUAGUUACCCAAUGUGUAGUGCAUGGCUUUGGUCAUCAACAAUAUUUGUGAUGAUCUUCAUCUCCAUUUUCUUUAUCAUCCCUCAUCCUCCUCCAAAUAGUACUACAUGGCCUUGGCCUCAAGUUGCAACUUCCAUGGCUUGCCUUCUUUUGCCACUCACCAUCAUCACCUUGAUUCACUUCUUGCCUCUAUUGAUACUCCACCACGAUCAUCACGACAACAACAAUCUCCCCAAGGGCUCCUUUGGUUGGCCUUUGCUUGGUGAAACCCUUGGUUUCCUAAACCCUCACCCAUCCACUUCCCUUGGAGCUUUCCUCCAAGACCAUUGCUCCAGGAAGGUUUUCAGGUCACAUUUGUUCUUGUCCCCAACUUUGGUGUCCUGUGAUCAGGAGCUGAAUUACUUCAUACUUCAGAAUGAAGGGAAGCUGUUCGAGUGCAUCUACCCAAAGCCCAUCCAUGGAAUUCUUGGCAAUGUGUCGAUGCUUGUAGUAGUUGGUGACACUCACAGGAGGCUUAGAAAUGUUUCUCUGUCUCUUGUCAAUGUCACAAAAUCAAACCCUGAAUUCUUGCAUGAUGUGGAGAUGCAUGACUGCAACUGUGAUUAUGAAAUCAUGGUGUGGGAAACAGCAGGUGCUGUUCUGUGAGGAAGCCAGGAAGGUAAAAUAAAAGAAGAGUUGAAUUUGGGCAAUUGCUCUGUCUUGGUUCAUAACCUGCUUGUGAAAUGCUGAUAGACGAUUAAUUGCACAUGUUUAUGCUUCCAUUCUUGAGCCGUUUAAGAGAUGAUUCUCGUGUUUUAAGCCGAUUUCACGCUAGGUUGUGCGUUAAUGUCAUAUUUCAGGACUUGGCGUGGACAUGGAGGCGUAGAAACAAGUUUCAGAUAAACAAGGAGGAUGUUGGAGUGAAGGGAAGAAAAUACCCGGUCAGAAGUUAAAAUACCCGAUCGGGUAAAAUGCAAGAGGAGGCUGGGGAUAUCAAGUUUUGGACGCCAUAAUUCCAGAAGGGGUCCCGACCGGAUAACUAAAAUACCCUAUCGGGU